UCCUCGCCCUUCUCUCUUCAAUCUAAAACAUAUUUCCAUAAUUAUUAAAUCCUUUCAUUCCACGCUUUGUUUCCAAAUCAAAAACCCUAAAAUCGGCGUUUCAUUCUCCUUAUGGUCUCAUGUUUCUCUCAUCUUCGUCUCCUUUCAUAGCCAAUAUUUUGUUCUAAUCUUAAAAUUGAUUGGGUUUUGUUGAAGAUUGUAGAUAUGCUCUUUGUUUUUCAAUCGAAUUUAAUAGGAUUUUGCCCUUUUCUUUAGAACUCAGGUUGCAGAGAGAUGGAAUAAGAUGGCGGAGCGGAAGAGAUUUUUGACAAUUAGAAGGAAAUUUAGCGUAUGUUGGAGACCAGUCGCCCACUGCUUCGAAUCUAACAGAAUCUGCUAUGUUUUGGAUUUUGAUGAAGCAACUACAGAACUGGAUACCCUAGGAGAGGAUUCUUACAAGGACAACCCCCUGAUUAUGCAGCUUCUUCGCGAUAACCUCACGUUGUGGACUUACGACUUGCAGGGGAGUAGUGCGGAGGAAAUUAAAGAAGAACCUAAGGCUGGCAAGUAACGACUUUCCUUUUUUCCUCACGAUCGAUAUAUGGUUUGUAACUGUUUGCUUUUUGAUUGAAAAAAAUGCUAUGCUUUACAAGUAUCGAGCAGUAGGAAUUUCAUGAAUUUGUAUUCUGAAUAUUAUGCCUAAUUUUAUUGUGAAAAUUAAGCAGCAUCACCAACUAUUCAGAUGAACCACGCUCCUCUUACGCAUUUGAUCGAACAGGGUAUAGGCGAGUGUAAAGUCGAAUCUGAUAGUUUCUUAUGUCUGUUGAAUCGAGCCAGGCUCUCGAAUGAAUUACAGUUAUUUGAAAUUGAUUAACAACUCCUACACCAGGUAUAAUAUUGAUUAGAGUGAGAUAUUGAAGUGGUGACCAUGAGGCUGCACUUAUGAAGGAGAUAAAAUUGUUAUUUAUAGCUUUAACGAAUGACCGCGAUAUAAUGUUAAGACUCCGACUUUUGUCCGGGGGUUUGUUGUAUCCGAUGUCCGGAGGUUGAGUUGUCUUCUGAAGUUUGGUGAGGAUUUCUUUCUCAAUAAAUGGGGUUAUUUUGAGAUCUUUCUAAAUGAUGGGUUUUUUGGGAUAUAAACGGGGUCUUUUUUUACGUUUUAAAAGUGGCUUCUCCAUGAACAGCAAGUCCGGAUGAUAACACAUGGAUGUAAACAAGUCAAAUGAUACGUGAGUUACUUGACAUCAGCUAAUUAAAAGCAUGAAUUAAGACAAGCUUAAUCGGCCCUAGCUAUAUAGGCUUUCUUAGUUUAAACUUUAAUCAGCGACUAUGAAUUUGGUAUUUUUCUUCUACCCGUACUUCGCAACAACCAAAUAUUAGUAUAGUAAUGUAUCUAAAUUGGUUGUUGUAUAUAGCGUGCAUACACUUCGAUUGCUUAUUCAAGAUUAUAUGCACAUUAGAGAGUACACUAAGUCAUUUGGGAGUUGCUUAUUCACCCCCACAACACUAUCCAGUUGUUAUUAUAUACUAUUGUAUCUAACUUUUUUCCCCUAAGUUUAUCUCAUGGUUGAUUUUUU
Helianthus annuus (common sunflower) is the source of this 1556-nucleotide messenger RNA. Its product is annotated as 14-3-3-like protein. NCBI's taxonomy places the organism in Eukaryota, Viridiplantae, Streptophyta, Magnoliopsida, Asterales, Asteraceae. The transcript is spliced from 4 exons. Gene Ontology annotation, cellular component: cytoplasm. Gene Ontology annotation, biological process: signal transduction. Bases 284 to 550 code for a protein of 88 amino acids. The record is from RefSeq and is a predicted model, not a curated record.